ACCUCCGAAGGCCGCGAGCAAUGAUGCCUUCGCAAAGACCAAACGAUCGAAAGAGUGUGAAUUCAUAAAUUCCGUACCACUGUAGUGAAUUUAGUGGCAGGAUAUAUGGAUUAAGCGAACGGAAUAAUUUCUACUGGUACCCUGAAUAAAAUAUAAUGAACCAAUUAGGGGAAACAAGAAUCUUCCUGGUACAAAAUGUUGUGCGCGUCCUUAUUUGACCUGCCAUGUUUUUAUUUGCCAAACCAUUGGGUUGAAGAAGGCCACCUGUUUCUCGCACUGUGAUUGGCCAGCGUUUGUUGACAAACUGAUCAGCCCUACAUUGGUUUACCUGUCACAUGACACGGCCGUGAGUUAUAAACAUCGACUUCUCAUGCGAAGAUUUGCGGGCUUUCCUUGACGUAAAUAUGAGAUAAUCUUCCUGCGAAAGUGUUUUAUUCCGAAAACGAAACGUUGACAAGAUUAGAGUGUCCGGAGUGAAGUGUCAUCUUAAUUUUUUUCGCACAGAAAAUGAAAUUUUAUCUUUGCUUGAGGUUUCUCCUAUGGCCGAUCGAGCACGGACUCAUUUGCCAUGAAGGGUGUUAAGCUUGUCGUGAAAGGACAAGGAGUAAGAGGUUAGGAUGGCCUAUUGUUGGUGUUAAAGAAGUGAAAUAUGAACGUUAAAGACGAAGACUUUACGAGAAGCGAGAAAAUCAAUUCUCUGGAGAAAAAUGGCGGGCUUUCCCCGGGGAGCAAGCCCAAACCUGCGGGAGAUAAUUUCUUGGCAAAACCGGCGGACUGCGAAAGUCAGGCUUCAUCGAACAAAGAUUAUCCGACGAAUUCUACCUCGCUUAGUGGCCUGUUACGAAGGUUGCUAGGUUGCUUAAGGCCUGUGUGGACGAUUCUAGGAAAGGCUUCCAAAGAACAGAAGUCAGACCCUUGGAUAAUUCCAUUCGACGAAAUAGCCGAAUUAGAAUGGUUGGGUUCGGGGGCGCAAGGUGCCGUGUUUCUGGGACAAUAUGGAGGCCAACAAGUUGCCGUGAAAAAAGUGCGUCGCGAAGCGGACACCGACAUUAAACACUUGCGGAAUAUAAAUCAUCCCAACAUUGUCAAAUUCAGAGGGAUAUGCAAUCAAGCCCCAGUCCACUGUAUUAUCAUGGAAUUCUGCCCUAAUGGUCAGCUGUAUGAGGUUUUACGCAAUGGCCGACAAAUCACACCUUCCUUACUGAUAAAGUGGUCAAAGCAGAUUGCAGAUGGCAUGCACUAUCUUCAUCUUCACAAAAUUAUUCAUAGGGAUUUGAAGUCGCCUAAUGUCCUUGUUGGAGAAGAUGACCUGCUUAAAAUAUCUGACUUUGGUACUUGUAAGGAGUUUAGUGAGAAGAGUGCAAAGAUGACAUUUGCUGGAACAGUUGCCUGGAUGGCCCCUGAGGUUAUCAGAAAUGAGCCUUGCUCAGAGAAAGUUGAUGUGUGGUCUUUUGGUGUCCUUUUGUGGGAACUGCUUACAGGGGAGAUGCCAUAUAGGGAUGUCGAUUCAUCUGCCAUUAUUUGGGGUGUUGGUAGCAACAGCUUACAUCUUCCAGUACCAACCACAUGUCCAGAGGGCUUUAAACUGCUUAUGAAACUCUGCUGGAAUAGCAAACCAAAGAAUCGUCCAUCAUUUCAGCAAGUGCUUCUUCAUGUAGAGAUUGCUGCAGGGGAUGUGCUCAAAACACCGCAAGAAAUUUACCUCAACAAACAGAUUACAUGGAGGGGAGAAAUCAAAGAGCAGUUUGAAAAGAUGAAGAACAGAAGUAGUGCACACAUGCAGAACCUUCAUCAGCUUCAACAACUUGACGAGGAGCUGAUAAGGAGAAGGAAAGAAGAGUUAAGACAUGCUAGGGACAUCAGAGUCCACUAUGAGCAGAAACUGGAGAGAGCCAACAAUUUGUAUCAAGAACUGAAUGAAUGCAUGCAACAUCUAGAAGCAAGAGAAAGAGAACUUCUCAGGCGCGAGCGCCAACUCAAACUUGUAAACAGCAAGAAGAGGGUAAUUAAGUCAGAGCUGAAGGCACGUGCAAAUGCUGUGGAGAAGGUGUUAUCUAAUCAGCCUGCUGGCAAACUCCAGUCCUCAAGCUGUCCCAACACCUCCAGCAGUUCCAGCAGCCCGAUAGAACGUAACUUCUGGCCUCAAGAGGGUGAUAGUGAAGAGCAAGAGAGGCAAAGCUACGCCAGAAGGAUAAAAAGAAGUCGCAGCUGUCUGAGCAAAUCUAAACGCCGGAGAUCCCCAGGGACAUUAAAAUCAGGGGCUCAGAAUGUAGACGAAUUUAUAUCCGUUAAGGGGUCCAGUUCGGGACACAAAAAGGGACCUUGUUAUCAUGGCCAUUCAUGGUCCGGUACUGACGAAAUGACCCAUUGUAGCUGCAGUGACAGUGACUAUAAUCGAACUGAGUGUAGGCACACUAGUAAAGAGUGUCCCUACACAGCAGGAUCCCCUAGUAUUAGUAUCCCAGGAAGGAAAGCGAAAAAGAGAAAGCGAUGGAGCUCACAUUCGGACAGCUCGUCCGAGAAUAAACUUCCUUCGCCUCGGGAGUCGUCGUCGGAUGAAAUGUCCGAUCUCGAACCUCAGUUUAUCCCGAAGCUGACGAACGAUUCGAUUGAGUUGACGGAGGAUGAGCACUUUCAAAACGUAAUCCUCCAAUUUUCGGAGUCGUGUCUAGAUGAAGAGUCCUGCGUUCAGGGAGAGAACAGAGGGGCAAUCACCUCGGAGCUCUCAGGCAAAGAUCACGUGAUUCAAGCAUCUUCCUGACUCACCAAUAUACAAAGAAAAAAAUAGAGAGAGAGUUAUUCUAAUUUAUCACAAAUUAUUGAUUCGCUGCUGGGCAGCGGCUUUUGAUAAAAGCUAAGCAUGGCUGGUACCCAGACGAUUUGCAGCUUAAUCCGGUAGAGGAGAACCAGGAGGAGGCUAUUGCGUAAUAGUGAAUUGGCGGCAGCUACACAUAAAAAGCAACGCGAUUCGAUCUUAGUCGACCGUGAUCCGAGCCCAGGAUCAUUUUAGCCAGUGUUGUUGCUAAGUUACAGGAGACAUUCUCAAGGUGACUCGAGAGCUUCCUUAUUUCCAGUGCUGUUGUGUGAGUGAUCGGUAAAAAUCGAAAGAUCAUCAACUUUUCAGCCCGUUUCGAUCGUCCGUUGUGCUGCUUUUAAAGGCUUUCAAUGCAAGAUCUACUCACUGCAUUCACGAUUCGAUUCACAAUAGUGAGCUACUGUAGUUAGUUUUUGUGUACGUAAGAAUUCAUGUAAGUCCAGUAGUUAUAUACGCUGUAGUAUUGUCGUGUUGUUUCAGAAAUUCUUGUAUCUCACUGUAUUUUAAUUGUAGAAACACAAGUGGCUGGCUCACCGAUUUUUGGUUAAACCAUAAAAUAACCACAGGAAAUAAUAAUGUAUGUAUUUACUUAUGCAAAUUAAAACAUAGUCUUUGUACCAAAGCUACGUGUAAGAAGCGCACGUUUAAAGAGUUGCACCAAGCUCUUGACUGCCUACUGUGCCCUACACACGCAUGAACGACUUUAAAAGGCAUGGCCAUUUUUAAACAUUGUACGAUGCAAUCUGACUUAUUGUUAGGGUAAAGGCAAAUUUUUUUCUUCAUACCUGUAAAUGACGCUUUAUGGCGAAACAAAAAAGGAUGACACUGACCUUUUCAAAAUUUUAUGUCCAGUACGUAUAUAUACCCGGGUUCAAGCUUUCUCGCACUUAUUUGCAAUGUAUCGUAUCUGCUGCUCAGAAAUUUCCUUAUCUUCCGCUUUCUCUCCUGCUUCUCUCCUCUUUCUUUUUACCUCACCCAUCCAGUGUUCUCUAUUCCGUCACGUCCCUGGGAAGCAUCUAUUUUCUUUAACUCCCCGAGUAACACUGAUACCUCCCACGUCUUGAUACUGCUACAGAAGAUCCUGGUUAACACGGUCACCAAAGGGCCCUGAAAUUUGGCUGGCGGUAUAAACGGAGUGGCUGUAUUCACGGGGUAAGGUCAAACGUUACGACUCGUCUAAAUUGAGUGUGUCGACGUGUUAACAGAUAUAACACAAUUGCACUACUAAACAACUGGAAUGUGGAUAUACAUUUUUUUUUU
This is a messenger RNA of Orbicella faveolata, 4075 nucleotides long. Its product is annotated as mitogen-activated protein kinase kinase kinase 12-like. Gene Ontology annotation, biological process: protein autophosphorylation. Gene Ontology annotation, molecular function: MAP kinase kinase kinase activity; ATP binding. The record is from RefSeq and is a predicted model, not a curated record. Gene Ontology annotation, cellular component: cytoplasm. NCBI's taxonomy places the organism in Eukaryota, Metazoa, Cnidaria, Anthozoa, Scleractinia, Merulinidae.